ACUGCUCAUUGUUUGCUAAAGCUGAACUCAACACAACAUCAACCAUGAGACUGUCCCUGUGUGUCCUGCUGGUCACUCUGGCCCUUUGCUGCUAUGAGGCAAAUGCAAAAGUCUGUCCAGCUCUUAUGGCUGAAGUUAGAAGCUUCUUUUUGGAACCUGAAGGGUUCUACAAGAUCAACCUUGUAAAAUUUUUUCCACCUGGAGAACUCAUUGAGGCCGCGAUGAAAGUGAAGAAAUGGGUAGAUCUUAUGCCCUUCCAAGACAGAGCAAAACUUUACAAUUUUGCGAAAAGUAUACAGUCCCAAUGUAACAAGUAGACUUUAAAAAUCUUGCACACGAGCGCCUCUGUCAUUCAAGGAUGGCCUGAUC
Molecule: messenger RNA, 369 nt
Organism: Phyllostomus hastatus (greater spear-nosed bat)
Lineage: Eukaryota; Metazoa; Chordata; Mammalia; Chiroptera; Phyllostomidae
Product: secretoglobin family 1D member 2-like
Exons: 3
Coding region: 45-317 (90 amino acids)
Biological process (GO): signal transduction
Source: RefSeq, a predicted model, not a curated record